UUUGCAAAUUGGGUCCGGAUUUAGACCCGGAGCGAACCCGAUGACUGGGAGACACGUGGAACAUGAAGAGCGAAAUGCCGCAGCUGAAGGCUUUUCUUCGAGUGCUCGUCUGUCGGUUUUUGGAGAAGCACUGUAGCACGCCAGCGCCACUCCAGCUCGUCUAGGGCUUUUCAGCGGUCAAUAGCUGCUGCUGUUGGGCCUUCGACGGAGUUUGCGACGAUCUCCAGGGAUUUACGCGAUGGAAGUUCCCAUCAAUGGCGGGCUUCUUUACCAUGAGAUGCAGGAGAGCAAGCUUUGCGCCGUCCACUGUGUUAACACCGUCUUGCAAGGGCCUUUCUUCUCCGAGUUCGACCUCGCGGCUCUCGCGUCCGAUCUUGAUGGAGGGGAGCGGCAGAUGAUGCUCCAAGGUGUCGAUGGCGGUCUCUCUGGUGACUUCCUUUCCGAGGACUCGCACAAUGUGUCCAUGGGCGGUGAUUUCAGCAUCCAGGUCUUACAAAAAGCCUUGGAGGUGUGGGAUCUGCAAGUUAUACCCCUAGAUUCCCCUGUUGCAGAGCCAUCAAAGUAUGAUCCUGAAUUGGAGAGUGCAUUCAUAUGCCACUUGCAUAACCAUUGGUUCUGCAUUCGCAAGGUGAAUGGGGAAUGGUAUAAUUUCAACAGUCUCUACCCUGCCCCUGAACAUCUCUCCAAGUUUUACCUCUCAGCUUACCUGGAUACUCUUAAGGGCUCUGGAUGGAGCAUUUUCCUGGUGAGGGGGAACUUCCCCAAAGACUGCCCAAUCUCAUCUGAAGGUUCAAAUGGCUUUGGGGUAUGGCUUACACCUGAAGAUGCUGAGAGAAUCACAAAGUCGUGCAAUCAAAAUCCGGUCCCUACCCAAAAUGAGGGCUCAUCAGUGCCUUUGCACUCUACUGAAUAUGUUGGUGAAGAUGAGGCCCUGUUGAAGCAGGAAGAGGAUGAUUUAAAUGCUGCCAUUGCAGCUAGCUUGAUGGAUUCUUCUGCUUUCAGCAGUGGAGCAGGCAUCAUUCAAGGACAAAGUUGCUUGGUGGAGUCUCCCGCACCCUUGCCAGAAAAGAAUGCUAGCAGCACCGACCGUGACACUGUAAAUGCUGAGAUUGCUAAUGUUCAAACUGGUGAGCCUGAGGUUCCGAACUCAAGUUCUGCUUUUACUGUUGUUGAUGAACCUAUCAUCCCCAAAGACCACAAAAAACUGUGAGGCUUGUUUGUGUUAAAUUUUGAGGAAAUUUCAGAUGCCACCUUUUGACAGGCCAUUCUGUGCAUCAAUCCUAAGCUCUCUCACCCAAGACAAUGAACGUGGCCAGCUUAAAAGGUUUUCAGGGAAUGAAGAACACGCAUGUGUUUGUGCAUCUUUUGUUUUAUCAAAAGUUCUUUUUGUUGUAUUUUCUUGAUCGGAUUAUUGUUAAUUGAUUUCUCUAAUGUCAAAGCUCUUGUCUAUGCUUUACUAAGUUGGAUAUUAUUUAUUA
Molecule: messenger RNA, 1478 nt
Organism: Dioscorea cayenensis subsp. rotundata (Guinea yam)
Lineage: Eukaryota; Viridiplantae; Streptophyta; Magnoliopsida; Dioscoreales; Dioscoreaceae
Product: ataxin-3 homolog
Biological process (GO): protein deubiquitination
Cellular component (GO): nucleus
Molecular function (GO): cysteine-type deubiquitinase activity
Source: RefSeq, a predicted model, not a curated record